This is a messenger RNA of Leptosia nina, 1047 nucleotides long. The record is from the annotation of a GenBank genome assembly. Lineage: Eukaryota; Metazoa; Arthropoda; Insecta; Lepidoptera; Pieridae.
AUGAGGGCAUUCCAACACGCCAAAGAACUAUUACAAUACUCCACUGUGUAUCCGUUCAGAUUGAAAGGCUCGUCCUUAAGUUGUGUAUACUGUCAGGAAGAGUUCAAAUUGCCUAGUGAGUUCAGACUUCAUGUAGACGACGCUCAUAAAAAGUUUACUGUCUCUACUGCGUUCGCUCACUGCGGUAAGGCGUUGUACAAGUAUCUGAAAGUCGAUUGCACGAAUUUAAAGUGUCGACUUUGUAAUACCGAAUGCAAUGAUAUCGAAGAAGUGUCUAAACACUUGCGCGAUUUACACGGUAGUAAAAUUGAUGUGGACUGCAACAUGAGGCUUCAGCCCUAUAAGUUGUCAGACGAGGAGUACGUAUGCGCUCUCUGCUCCGAAAAACUACCCUCAUUGACAAAGCUAUGCAGACACACGUCAUCUCAUUACUUGAAGUACACUUGUGAUACAUGCGGUCGUGGCUACAUGGCAAUCGAAUCUUUGAGGUAUCACAUACGCUGCAGCCAUUCUGGGAAGCUCAAAUGUCGGAAAUGCUGGCUGGAAUUUCCCACUGAGGAACUCAGAAAGCAACACUGUCAAGAGACGAAGGCCUGCUGGUUCUAUUGCUGCGUUACUUGUGGAGAGAGAUUCAGGUCCUGGGACCACAAACACAAACAUAUAGUGGAAGUGCACGGCAAACCCGGUCUCUCUUACCGGUGUGUUGAGUGCGACAUUUUCUUUAAAAGUCGCAAACGAUUUUACGCACAUCACAAGUUGAAACACUCGGACGAUAUUUUUAUGUGCCCAUGUUGUAAUAUGAAAUUUGACUCCAAGAAGCGUUUGGAGGAGCACGCUAUUAGUCACACAGGAGAGAAGAGGUACAAGUGUAUCGAGUGUAAUAAAGGAUUUUCUAGAGUACGAGGUCUGAAACAGCAUAUGUGGAUUCAUACAGAGUCCAAGAGAUUUAGUUGCAUGAUUUGUUUGAAAAAGUUUUCACAGAAAGUGAGUUGGCAGGGUCAUAUGCGCUCCCACCAUCCAGAAUUAGCGUUGAAAGUUAAUGAGUAG